This is a messenger RNA of Pantherophis guttatus, 3963 nucleotides long. It is a transcript of the gene SLC29A2, whose product is annotated as solute carrier family 29 member 2. Gene Ontology annotation, biological process: adenine transport; uridine transmembrane transport; hypoxanthine transport. Lineage: Eukaryota; Metazoa; Chordata; Lepidosauria; Squamata; Colubridae. Gene Ontology annotation, molecular function: nucleoside transmembrane transporter activity. The record is from RefSeq and is a predicted model, not a curated record. Gene Ontology annotation, cellular component: plasma membrane; basolateral plasma membrane.
CAGACGCCGAGCGGGGCCGGCUCCUCCCCGCCGGUUAGGAGGGUCUCGCAAUGAGCCGGGCCCGGCAGCUGCAGAAGCCCCGGCCGGGUCGGAGGCUCCGGGCAUCCCUGGAAGAAGCCGCGGCGGGGCCAGGCCGGCCUUUUCCCCGCGGAAGCUCCGCCUCCCCCGACUCGGGUGAUCGAACCAGAUCCAGCUGCGGUUUGAUAGAAGAGGAACUGCAGUAGUUUCCCGCUCACGGUUCAAGGAACUGGUUAAUCAUGAGCCCGCAGGAAAAACCCAAAGACGCGUUCCACCGCGUGGGAAUCAUAUUUUUUCUCCUGGGCUUAGGAACUCUUCUUCCUUGGAAUUUUUUCAUCACGGCCAUUCCGUAUUUCGAAACCAGGCUCAGGGGGAAUUGUUCUCUCGGAUGGAAAUCAGACAGCCUCGAACCCCCAGCCGGUGGGAAUCAGACAGCUGAGAAUCAGACAGCCUUGAACUCCCAGCCGGCGUCCGCCUGCGAAGACGAAUUCAGCUUCAGUAACUGGCUGACCCUCCUUUCUCAGUUGCCUUUGCUGCUUUUCACCUUUCUCAACUCCGUCCUCUACCGGUGCAUUUCAGACAAAGUGCGCAUUUUGGGAAGCCUGACUGGGAUCCUGUUCCUCUUCGUGCUGACCGCCAUCCUGGUUAAGGUGAUGAUGUCACCCCAGAGUUUUUUCUCCAUCACCAUGGCGAGCGUCUGGUUCAUUAACUCCUUCUGUGCCGUCCUGCAAGGCAGUCUUUUCGGCCUGCUGGGGUCUUUUCCGCAAAGAUACAGCACCCUGUUCCUCAGCGGUCAAGGAAUGGCGGGAACGUUUGCCGCCAUCGCCAUGUUGCUUUCCAUGGCCAGUGGCUUGAAUCUCCUGUCUUCUGCCCUGAUCUAUUUCGUCACCCCCUGUGUUGGGACCUUACUUUCUAUUGCCUGUUACCUCUUGCUGCCCCAUCAGACCUUCACUCGUUACUAUCUGGACAAGAGGCCACCAGAAGAUUCGAGAUGUGAACUGGAGACCAAGGCAGGUCUCCUUUCUCCAGAGAACGGCUCCGCUCUUGUGGCAGACAGUUCCAAAGGAGAACCGCUCAACGUGAAGAACGGGAACGCCGUGGUCAUGGAGAAGGGUGGCUCGGCUUGCCCGCCAGAAAUCAUGAAUGGGGGGAGUGAGGUGGGCAUGAUUGCCCCCAACCCCUCCCUUUUCAGUGUGCUCAAGAAGAUUUGGCUGCUGGCCCUGUCCAUCGUUAUGGACUUCUCCAUUACCCUCUCGGUGUUUCCGGCUAUUACCACGAGAAUCGCCAGCUCCUCUCGGGACCAGUCUUGGCAGAAGUUCUUCACUCCCGUUUGCUGCUUCCUUCUCUUCAACGUCAUGGACUGGUUGGGCCGGAGUUCGACUUCCUACUUCCUCUGGCCGCAGAAGCACCUUCGGCUCCUUCCCGCCGCAGUGGGCCUGCGCGUCUUCCUCAUCCCCAUGUUUCUUUUCUGCAACAUCCCGAGGCAGACCGAGUGGCCUGUCCUUUUUCACCACGACGCCUGGUUUGUCGUCCUGAUGGUGGUUUUUUCCCUCUCCAACGGCUACUUCGUCUCCCUCACCAUGUCCCUGGCCCCCAAGCAGGUCCAGCCGGAAGAGAGUGAGCUGGUGGGGGCCAUCAUGACAUUUUUCCUGGCAUUGGGCCUCUCCUGUGGGGCAGCCCUCUCCUUCCUCCUCAAGUUGCUCCUUUGACGGACUCCCUCCUGCCACUCCGACACCUGGCAACAACUUCAAGAUUGCAAAGAUUUUGCCUCCGUAUCUCUUGAAGGCUUCAGGGGCGGCUGAGGGGGAGCCCCCCCCCCCCCACGAUUUUCCUCCAAGCCCCCUCCACAUGGCAGCUAUGAAAUCUCCCUUUGUGAUGAGGAAGAAUAUAUAUAUAUAUAUAUAUAUGCAACAUUCUGCUUAGCCCCGUCUUUUUCUGCAGACAUUUGAAUGUAUUGCGGAAAGGAACAUUCUGGAUUUUUGCAGCUGGCAUUUUUGCAAAACGGUCUCAUUCCCAUUCUCCCUCGUUUGGGUCGUUUUUGGCACCCUGGGAAUGUAUUGCCAAAACCUACAGGACUAGUAACUUGGAUGACAAAAAGGGACCGAGUUGGACCGGGGGGGGGAAAAAAAACCCCACAGCUCUCAACUUUUCCAGGAAGGAAAGAAAGAAUUAAUGGUGAUGACUCCUUAAAUUUGUCUCUAAAUUGCAGGAGAUCCGGAAGAUUCAGAUUAGAUUCAGAUUAACAGAAUUGGAAGGGACCUUAUAGGUCAUCUAGUCCAACCCCCUGCCCAAGCAGGAGAUAUUAGAUAAUUCGGGUCAGAGCUAAUUCUGCAGGCAUCGGUUCUCCCUACGUGGCAGACUGUGCUGAAACAAGUUUGAAAAAGAGUGGGGGGAAAAUUUCCUAGAUCCGCGAUGGCGAACGUAUGGCACGUGUGCCACAGGUGACACACGAAGCCAUAUCUGUGCGCACGCUAGCGUUGCCCUAGCUCAGCUCCAGUGCACGUGUGCGCGCCGGCCAGCUGAUUUUCAGGCCUUCCGGGCCCACCGGAAGUCGGGAAACGGGCUGUUUCUGGGAGGGUGGGGAAGGCUGUUUUCGCCCUCCCCAGGCUCCAAGAAAGACCCUGGAGCCUGGGGAGGGCGAAAAAUGGGUCUACCGGGCCCACCGUGCCAUUGUGUGCCAAAAACAGGGGAGCACGGGGGGGUUGUAUGCACAUGCGCGGGGCGCAUUGAAUUAUGUGUGUAGGCACGCGCACACGUGACCCCCCCACGCUCCCCCACGCUUUUGGCACGCGACAGCAAAAAAGUUAGCCAUCACUGUCCUAGGUGAACCGAAAAUGAAGAAAGAGCCCCCAAAAUAAGUUGGAGAGGCAUCUUGGGAUAAAGAUAAAGAACAGGGCCAGGUUCUUAUAUCCUGGGAUAAACAUUUUUGGGGUUCAGGCGAGGGCUGUGCAGCGUUUGAGUAGCACUGGUCCGAUUUCACUCGGCAUUUGAAUCAAAAUAGAAUGCAGAUUGUGUGCAUGUAAACGGAAAACUGAAUUAGAAAAGGAACUAUGGAGUAACUGGUUACUUGGUCACUACCUCUCAUCUGUUCUGCUUAGUGAACUAAACUCAACUAAAGCUGUUUUUUCUUGGGGGGGGGGUGAGAAAAACAUCCAUAUAUAGCUAUACCUGUCCUGUUAUUGGGUCAAGGGACAGUUUAAACCAGGGGUGUCCAACUUUGGCAACUUUGAAGACCUCACGGACUUCAACUCCCAGAAUUCUCUGUGUUGGCUGCUUAGGCAUUCUGGGAAUUGAAGUCCACAGGUCUUCAUAGUUGCAAGAUUGGACAGUCUUGGUUUAAACGAUAAUUUAUUUCCUCCGUGAAAAAUAUAUAUCGCCUAAAAUCCUGCCCUAAUAGCAGUUAGUGGGUAAAUUUAGAUCAAUCUUAGUCUUAAAUUCUUGUCUUUUAGAUGUGUGGGAACUGCAACUCCCAGAAUCCCCUUGUCUUUAGGCAGAUUGGCUAAGAAUUCUGGGAAGUGCCAUCCCAAACAUGGCAGGAAAGGAUCCCUUAAGAGGAGCCAGUAGAUUCCUUUACAGGGAUGCUGGUUAGGCCACGGUUUGGGAUCUUAGAGGACUUCCAGAUCUAGAACCAUAACUUCCUUAUCGUCUUCGUCGUGAUAUUAAGUGCAUCCUAAUUUUUAUUGAUGGUUGGAUGGCUCCAAAGAUGGCGAAAUUCGCAAACAGGGACGUGACCUUUUGUCUUUUCCCAUUUUGAACAGAUCUAGUAAGCGAGCCAGUUUAAAUCAGGACAAAAACUUCAAAGCGUGCGUCUUUUGUGUUUUCAAAAGGGAAAUCUUCCUUGCAUGUACAUUAUAUCGAUUUUUUUUUUAAAAAAAAUAAUUAUUAUUUUAUUGUUGCCUCGAGUGGAUAUGGGGAACGUGCUAAUAAAUAUAUAUUUUUUUUUAA